AUGCUAGGCAACACCCACGGCGACGCCAGCGAUGGCGGGCGCGCGCGGCAGGGCAGCUCCGGCGCCGUCCUGGCGACGCCGCCGGUCGGACGCGUCCUCACCUCCCUGCAGCACCUCGCGGGCCAGGGACCCACGCCCAUCUUGACACGUGUGCACGCGCCCACCUCUGAUGUGGAGAUGAAGGACUCCGGCGUGGUCGGCGCGACGCCGCCGACGAUCACCGCGCACCGCCAGGCCUCCAUCUCGAACGACUCUAUCCCCACGGACCCGCGCAACGCCCGGCGCGCGGCGGGGAACGCCGCGCUGGGACCGCACCUGGCUCGCGACCUCUCGCGGACCCUCACGCUGCAAGGCUGGGACGGCCCCCUCGCCGGCGCUGCGCCCCAGGACCCCCGGGCUACCAAGCAGGACCCCCACGAGGCGCCCGCCGGCCAGGAGCGGCCGUCCCGCGGCAUUGUGCGGCGUAUGGACCUCACCGUUGACGUCGGGUCGCCCGCCGCGGCCCCGCCGCGGGCCUCCUGGGACGACGGCCCCGUCCCGCCGCACCGCGCGGGCACGCCGACGGUCGAGGACGCCGACAUGCAGACGCCCGCGGGCCAGGCCACCCCGAGUGCCACCGCCGCGCAUGGCCCGCCGUCGUGCCCGCCGUCGCCGCCGGGCCGCCGCGCCCUCGACAGCCGCGCCGUCCUGCGGCAGUCCUCCCUGAACGAGUCCCGGCUCCUGCUCAAGACCAAGCAGUACCGCAGCUUCCGGCGGCGCGCCGCGGGCGCCAACAACGCCCCCGGGGGCGCAACCACGCCCGCGGGGAUGCCGCCGACGCCGAAGACGUUCCGGUUCGCCGACUACUUCGAGCACCUCUCCGUGAUCGCGCGCUCGCACUUCUCCGAGGUGUUCAAGGUCCGCUGCAAGGCCUCGGGCGCGCUCUACGCCGUCAAGGUUCUGACGCGCCGCAUCACGUCGCGCGCGCACCGCGAGUCGUGCAUCCGCGAGGUCAAGGUCGUCCAGGACCUCCCGCCGCACCCGAACGUCGUGGCGUACCUCAAGUGCUGGCAGGAGUCGCGCAGGGUGCACCUCCAGAUGGAGCUGUGCCGCCAGGGCAGCCUCGCGGGCCUCCUGCGGCGCGCGGCGGGCAUGGGGCUGCAGGGGCUCCCGGAGCCGCGCGUGUGGCAGGUCGCGCGCGACAUGGCGUCCGCGCUCGAACUCAUCCACUCGCGCAACAUCCUGCAUCUGGACCUGAAGCCUGACAACAUCCUGAUCUCAGACGGCGUGUUCAAGCUCGGCGACUUUGGGCUGGCGGUGAGUCGCGACGCGGCCAACUGGGAGGAGGGCGACGGAGACUACGUGGCGCCGGAGCUGCUCUCCACGGCCACCGUCCCGGCGCCCGCCGCGGACAUGUACUCCCUCGGCUGCUCGCUCUACGAGUGCGCGACGGGCACGCGCCUGCCGCGCUCGGGGCCCCUGCGGACCGGCGAGGGCAUCGCGCUCCCGGGCUGCUCCCCCGCGCUCCACGUCCUCGUCUCCAAGCUCCUCCGCGCGGACCCCGAGGCGCGCCCGACGGCGCGCGACGUCCUCCACGGCCUCGCGCAGCUCCACGUGGAGGACCAGCUGCCGCGCACCUCGGGCCUCGCGCAGGCGCAGGGGGCGUCCCCGGACGGCUCGCGGCGGGUGAGCCAGGGCGGCUCCGUGGACGGCAGCGAGGACUGCAUGUCGCUCGCGUCCGAGGGCGGCUCGCAGAACAACGCGGAGCGGCGCAUGCACCUGGGGGCGUUCUUCAACGGGCGCGGCCGGCGCACGGCGUUCCACACCGUCGGGAGCGGCGGGCGGGGCGCCGGCGGCGCGAGCAACGCCGUGCACCCCGCGCCGCCCCCCGGCGCCGGCCACAGCACCUACGCCCGCAAGUCCCUGGAGCACCACGACCGCGGUUGGGCGGCGUCGCGGCCCGCGCGGAACCGCCUGCACAGCCCCGCGACGCCCGCGUCGCCCGUGGGGUCCUUCGUGGGCUUCGGCGGCGUCCACCGCUCCCGGCAGCGGUCCUUCCGGACCGAGACUCCCCCCCCCGUGGACGCGCUGAUGGCCGCCGACCCGUUCGAGGGCGCGCCGCAGCCGCCGCCGCAGCAGCGCACGUCGAAGCUGCGGAAGAUCGUGCGGUUCGGGCGGUCGUCGGCCUCGGGCGUGCGCGAGGACGGGCCCACGGGCCGCGCGAGCCCCACGGACGCCCUGCCGUGGCUGCGGGGGCCUGCCACGGCGCGCGGACCGUCGCAGCGCGCGAGCAUGCAGGAGAGCAUGCCCGUGCAGGAGCCCGCGGCCGUCCUCCGCCUGCUCCCGCAGCGGCCGCGCCACCUCUACGCCGCAGGCCUGGGCCACGGGUCGAUGACCAACCUGGGCGACAGCUCCGUUCUGGAGUCGUCCCUGCACGGGGGGGUGUCGCGGAACGGCAGCGUCGCGGCGCUCUCGGGGCACGCGAUGUCGCGCGCGCGCACGCCCAGCGCGCUGUCCCUGCACAGCCAGGGGGAGUCGGCGUUGUGUAUGUCGGUGCUGGAGCCCGGGUUCUCUCUCGAGGUGCUGGGGGACCACGAGAUCCCGGGAGGGUUCGAGGGGCUGUUCGAGCGCGGCAGCAGCGUGCCGGAGGACGCGGCGGCGCACGCGGCGGGCGUUGCGGCGGCCGAGGCGGCGCUGCCGACGGUGCACGAGGACGACGGCGACGAGCCUCGGCAGGGGUCGCCGCACGAGUGCGUGCGGCCGUCGUUCCAGUCGACGCACGUCACGAGCGCGACGGCGGUGUCGAUCGGGACGCGCAUCUGCGGCGGGAGCGCGUCGGGGGGGAUGAAGACGUCACUGAGUGAGUCAUUAGGGGGGGGUAAUGUGGUGGGGCGGCCGACGAUGAGCCUGAACCUCGACGCCGGGCCGCCGACCGCGCCCACGGCCGACCAGCACAGCGGCGACGGGCCGUCGCCCAACCUGGCGCGGCGGCGCGCGGUGGCACGCGUCGACGACGACGUCGGGCCCUCGGCGCCGGCCGCGCCCGCACGCGUGGUGCCGCGGCGGCCCGUCGCGCCGCCGCUGACGCCCAUGAAGACGCCGCGCGCGCGCUGGGCGACCGGGCAGGGCGACGGCAGCCGCGGGGAGGGCGAGGAGUGCGACGUCGCGCCAACCGCGCCCAACGGGCCGCUGAAGCGGCAACACUCGCUGCGGCCGUCGCGGCUGCUCUUCGGGGGCGACGACGACGUCGGCGAGGACGAGCUCCUCAAGAGCGCGCCCCCGGCGCGCGGGUGGGACGAUGUCGGGUCCCCCACGGACGCGCACCCGCCGCGGCGGCGCAGCGGCGGCGCGCGGCCCGUCGCGCUGUGCUUCGACGACGUCGAGGGCGGCAGCCAGUCGCCCGUCGCGAACCGUGCGACGAUCGCGCAGCCGCACGGCAUCAGCGACACCCCGCGCUCGUGCACGCUGCAGGCCCUCGGACCCGCCGUGGUGCAGACGCCCACGCUCGGCUGGCCGAGCGUGCGGCGCUGCGAGUCCCCGCGCAUGAGCGGCUCGCCCGGCGACGCGCAGCGGCGCGCCACGCGGCAGGACGACUUCCGCUGCAGCGAGGAGGGAGUGCUUGGGGGGGGGGUCUCCAACGUCGCGGCGGGGCUGGUCAACGCGUCCCCGCGGCUGCUGCCGAGCCAGCGCCGCCGCAACGGCACUGGCCGCGCGGUGCCGACGGCCCUGUUCGCGCAGGCGGCGGCCGGCAACCUCGGUCACAGCGCGCACGGCGUCGACCCUGCGUCGCGCGCCGCGUCGCCGAUCACGUCGCUCGCCGGGACGGGCCGCAGCUCGCCCGCGUGCCAGCUCCUCCCGCGCGUGCGGUCCGACCGGUCCGUGUACCCGUGGGGGCCGCGCAACUCCCUCGGACGCGCCAGCGGCGGCGGCGCGGGGCUGGCGUGCAACGAGACGCUCCUCGCGACGGGCUCGACCGCGGCGCUCGACGUGCUCGGCGCCACGCACGCCGCGGAGCGCGGGCGGGCUUGGCCGAGCGAAUCCGAGGACUUUGCGGCCACGCCCAACAGCAGGUUCAGCAUGGAGGUGCCACACGACGUGCACGCGUGCGAGGACGCCGAGGGCGGGCGGCUGGGCGCGUUCGACCCGCGCGGCAUCAGUGGGCCCGCGCGGAAGGGCCCGCGGCAGUACAUGCGGCGUAGCGCGUCCGUGAACAACAACCUCUACAUGGAGAUGCUGUGCGCGGGCGCCGAGGGCAAAGGGAACGACCCCGUCGUGGGGUCCUCGGGCGGCGACGACAUGUCGCUCUGA
This is a messenger RNA of Pedinophyceae sp. YPF-701, 4287 nucleotides long. Lineage: Eukaryota; Viridiplantae; Chlorophyta; Pedinophyceae. The record is from the annotation of a GenBank genome assembly.